CGCUGAAGCUGUGCCUCACACACACAGCUUGAGCUCACAUACAAAGUCUUCGUGUAAGCUUUGUUUCCCUCUCUUCUUGUCUCUUUCUUUUCUUCAUUUUACCUUCUCUCCGCUCCCCUUAUUGUAUCCGCAGCCAUAAAAAGGGAAACAAUAACAUAUAACAAGAAAGGGGACAAGACCACCUGAAAUUCGUCUUUCUUUCUAACCCUGUUCACAUACAACAACAGCAGUAAACACGACAGCAUUGCAUUUUGAUGAUUCAUAUUUUGUCUUCCUCGAGAGGAACAACUGCACUACUGUUCAUCGUCGCAGCCGUAUUACUGUCAUUACACCGUGUAUCCGGUCACAGCGUAAACAAUAGACAACUGUUGCAUGUCGAACCGUUGAGGACAGUUCAGCUCGAUAUUGCCCCUCGCCCUGAGAAUUUUUUCAGGAAACGAAGCUUGACACAAAACCCUGCAUAUACACCUUCCAGCCAUAGUAUUGAACACGAUGACAUUUUACGAUUAACGCUUCGUGCCUACAACCAGUCUAUUAAUCUCCACUUGCACCCAAAUCUCGACCUAUUCCACCCGAAUGCAGUGACAUGGCGUAAUGGCGAGGGCACACCCCUCACUCACGAACAGUUUCGAAUCUACCGAGGUUACGUCGUCAGUGACUCGGAUACCCACCAUCGAUGGAAACGAGACCGGGCAGGUGUGUCAGAACAACAAUACUCGAAUGAUAUCGAUGACGCCCAGCAUCUCGGUUGGGCUCGAGUGAUUCUUCGACAGGAUUUAACCAGACCCGACAUGGACUAUCCUGUGUUUGAAGGUGCAUUUACAAUGAACGGCGAAAUGCAUCACAUAAAGACUACCCGAAACUACAAAUUAUCCAAGCGUUUGGAUGAUGCUGAAUUAACCAACAAAGACAAUGCCCACAUGGUCAUUUACCGUGACUCCGAUACCACACUUGUCUCACCCGACAACGAAGACGACAGCCAUAGUGGAGGGUGCGGUUUCGAUAGAUUAGCCUUCAACAGUGGUAACCAGUUCCAGCAUCCAGUUUUGCGCGCGGGCCAUCCUGCUGCAGGCGAGAUGGGCAUUUACACCCCUGGCCACUUGUUUGACUCUCCUGUCGGUGGAAGCAGUGGUUUGGCCAAACGGCAGGAUACCAGUGGGUGUCCAAGCUCAACGCUAAUUAAUUACAUGGGCGUGGCUGCCGACUGUACUUACACCAGAAACUAUGGAUCGGUUGAAGACGCACGGACGCAAAUCAUCAAUAAUUGGAAUACUGCCUCAGGAGUCUACGAAAACACGUUCAACAUUCAAUUGGGGUUGAUCAAUAUCACAAUCAUGUCUGAAAUUUGUCCGUCUUCACCAGACCCGACUUGGAACCGAGAAUGCUCCAACAGUUAUACAAUAAGUGAUCGAUUGAGCGACUUUAGCUUAUGGCGCUCGUACAUGAGUGGUGAUGGCGCUGGCUUGUGGCACUUGAUGACAAACUGCGCAACGGGCGUGGAAGUUGGUGUUGCUUGGUUGCAACAGCUUUGUAACAUGGGUGUAAAUGAGCAAAGUGUUGGAGGCGUAACUCAAUAUGUAUCAGGAACCGGUGUUUCCUCAGUCCUUCGUGACGAGUGGAAAGUUGUCGCACACGAAAUCGGCCACGGUUUUGGUGCCAUUCAUGACUGUACAUCCGAUACGUGUCCAUGUAGUGGGUCAUCAUGUAGUUGCUGCCCACUGAGUGAUAUCGAAUGCGAUGCUGGAGGAACAUAUAUCAUGAAUCCUACAAAUAACGUCUCGAGUGAAGCGUUCAGUCCCUGCUCAAUCAACACUAUCUGUGGCCUAUUCUCUUCGAUGGGAUCAUGUUUGGAAGCUCCCGGUAGCCGUACUGUCCAGACAUUGCAAAUGUGUGGUAACGGUAUCAAAGAAGACGGUGAAGACUGUGAUCCAGGAGGAACUAGCAGCAGUUGUUGUGACGCAGAAACUUGUACAUUCAUUAACAACGCUACUUGCGAUGAUGUAACCGACUUGUGUUGCGACAACUGCCAAUUAGGUCCUGCAGAGACAGUUUGUCGUGAAGCACAAAGUGAAUGCGAUAUUGCUGAAUAUUGCGACGGUAAUAGCGGGGAUUGUCCGGAAGAUGCAUUUGUGGACGAUUCCACUUCGUGUGGUGGCGAAAACAGCGGCCUACAAUGUGCAUCCGGCCAGUGUACAUCGCGAGAUCAACAAUGUCAGGAACGUGGUUCCGAGCUGUCCAUUACGAGUGCCUGUUCAGGAAUGAGUUCAAGUUGUCAAAUUUCCUGCUCCAGCGCGAGUGGCUACGGCUGUACCUUAUUCAAUGGUAACUUUUUGGACGGCACGCCUUGUGGUGGAACCGGUCUGUGCAGAGACGGAUCAUGCGACUAUGGAGGAUCAAGCAACCGAGCACUAGCAUGGCUUCAAAACAACAAGGAGAUUGCUAUUCCAGUAGGCGUUGUUUUAGCCCUCAUCCUGCUUUUCAUUCUCUUCCGAUGCUUCUUUAGAGGCUGCUGUUGCUGGCCUGGUCUCACUGCGUACAAGGCACGUCGACGAGCACUCCAGAACGGCCAAGUAGCACCGCCACCGCCAGGCUAUUACAACAACGGACCUAAUAGCCGGCCACAAACUGCAUCACCACAUCCACCUCCUCCAGGUUCACCACUACCACCACCAGGAAUGCGAUCAUCCGGCGGAUGGGUCGAUCCUACCGCAUACAAUGGUCCUGCGGCCGCAAGUCCUCCAUAUCCUCCACCAAUAUACGCGCCUCCGUCCUCCGCACCUCCACCCCCACUCCACAAUGCUCGAAGCACUUCUCCACCUCCACUUCCACCAAUGCAUGGUUCGCCUGCAAGUCGAGUCCAGCGGUUUACAGGAAACCACUAAAUGAUCCUGUUCUUUUUUUUUCUUGUAAGAUAAGGGGAAAACAUACUAGAUAGAUCAGGGAGAUCAUAAUAUAUUGUA
Molecule: messenger RNA, 2960 nt
Organism: Zychaea mexicana
Lineage: Eukaryota; Fungi; Mucoromycota; Mucoromycetes; Mucorales; Lichtheimiaceae
Product: Metallo-peptidase family M12-domain-containing protein
Exons: 9
Coding region: 255-2882 (875 amino acids)
Biological process (GO): proteolysis
Molecular function (GO): metalloendopeptidase activity
Source: RefSeq, a predicted model, not a curated record